This is a messenger RNA of Centropristis striata (black sea bass), 5497 nucleotides long. Its product is annotated as bromo adjacent homology domain-containing 1 protein-like. Lineage: Eukaryota; Metazoa; Chordata; Actinopteri; Perciformes; Serranidae. Gene Ontology annotation, molecular function: chromatin binding. The record is from RefSeq and is a predicted model, not a curated record. Bases 32 to 2677 code for a protein of 881 amino acids. The transcript has 7 exons.
GUCGGAGAGCCGCCCUGUGGAGAAGCAUGUGAUGACUCACGCAAGGCAGAAGGGUUCCCUCAGGCAGAGCGUCCGUACUGCUGAGUGGUGGGACAACUGUCCUCUUUGGCCACAUGGUGGAACUAUGGGUGACGCCUGGCCCGAGCGCUCACUUCGAUUUGGGAGGACGAAGAAGAUAAGUGAGAUCCCCCAACAAAGAAAAGUCAUGGCCAAGAAGGUGAAUGACAAGAGAGGGAGGACAGAAAAAUCAGAUCAGAACAGAAAACUCGACCGAAGGCGCGACAAGAAACGGGACAGGAAGUCGUAUCCUUUGCGUGGGAGGGCUGGUAGUUCUGAUGGAGAGGGGCUCAGCUGUCACGUCCUCCUCACCCGAUUGGAGGAAAGCAUUCGAGAACAGGAGAGAAAUAAUGAAGAAAGAGUGCGAAAGGAUCCACGCCGACAUUUAUCUCUCAAACCCAAAAAAGGGAAAAGCAGUGACAGAAAAGGGGCAAAGUCGUUACCAAAAACCAAAUCAAAGUCAAGCAGCCCAAGUCAUAGCGAGUGUGUUCAUGUCCCACAACCUCGCAAGCGCAGACUGGCUUCCCUCAAUGCUGAGGCAGUGAACAGUCUACUGCUUGAAAGAGCUACUGACCCUCAGGCUGCAGCUAAACAGGCCAGGAGACAGGAAGAGCCCAUGAAUGGAGGGAUGUCUCUGGAUGCAAAUCCAACCAGGAGCGUUGUCCCUGGAGGUCUGAAGGCCUCACGAGGAAACGUCAGUAAAGCCUCUACGUCUCACAAACUUGAACUGUGCCAAAGCUCUAAACAGGUCAAGAAGGCCAAAGCCAAGCGAGCAGAGAGCUGGGGAAUGAGUCCUGAGAGUCUGGAUGCCCCCGCCCCCAGAAGAUUGGCGGGACUCAACGCAGCAGCGUUGCUGAAGUUAACCAGCUCCUCUGCUACCAGUAAACAGAGAGUAAAGACUGCACCCACAGCUACUGUCACAUCAGACUGCAAGGCUCCUGCAGCGGUCUCAACCCCAAAGCAGCACUCCAGGGUCAAACUCAAACCCAAGGGGCGCUCACAAAAGCAGAAGGGGAAGAAGGUCUCGCCUCCGCACAGUGGCUGCACAGCCUGUAAGAAGAAGGCGGACUUUGAGCCCAACGUGGAUUGGGAGACCUGCACACAUCGACUGACCAAACCAGGCUACCAGUCCCGCAGCAUGCUAGCGUACCCGCUAAAGCAAGUGAAGGAAGAGCAGCUGGAGACCGAACUGAGCCCAUACUACUGCUGUCCCCCCGAGGGCUCAGUGGAAUACUGCCACCGCUUGGCCUUCUUCCUGGGCCAGCAGCCCUACGGAGAGUCGGACGAUCAGCCCCUUAACUCAGCCAUGACCCCUGUGAAGCGCGAGUGCCUCGUAACCUCACCGUCCCUGACGCAUUCCCACCCGCACACGGCUCUGACCCUCAGCCCCCACCCCUGCCUCUGCACGGCCGACCACUGCUUCUCCAGCUACUACGUUCACAUCGCCCACCCGACACACACUGGAACAACGUCAGCGAACCUGGCCCCGCGACCUCUGAACUUUGCCCCCUCCAGUCUAUGCCCUAAUCGGAUGACUGGAUCCAAGCUGCUGGAUUCACGGGUGUCCCACGGCUCGGGGCUGGCCCACCCCGCCUUCUGCAACUCGGUGACUUCACCCUGCUAUGGUGACGCCUGCGGGAUCAGUGGCUACACCUACAGAGCCAUGCCUCCUGUCACCAGCAGGGGUUGUUCUUUCAGUACUGGAUGCACUGGAUGCACACACAGCAUCAAAACAGAGGGCUACUCCUCCCCUCAGGGUGACCACAGCCCCUCCCUUCUGGUUCCCCCCUCCCUGCCCAUCUCCAGCUGCCCUCUAUCCAGCGUGCCCUCUUCCACCCAGACUAAACCCCACCUGCUGACCCCCCUGUCUGGGCGAGACCAGCCCCAGGCCAGGUUAAAACUGGCCACAGAAUGCCCGCAGAGCAACGAGCCCUCCAACGGCUCCCUGUCCAUGGGUCGCACACGGCUGCAGCCCCAGAAACAGCCGGCGCCCUUGCCAACCCUCAGCAGCACCAAACAAAAGAGAGUCAGCCGCAGACGUGCCACCAACGGUUGGCGGCCUGUUGGAAUGCCCACGGAGAGGGAAGUCUUUAUUGCGGGAGAGGAUGAGACGGCCCUGCGGCAGUGUUAUGAAGGAGUGGAGAGGGACGGGGAAGUGAUACAUGUCAGAGACACUGUGCUGCUACGAUCGGGCCCCAGGAAGAAAUCUCUCCCAUAUGUUGCCAAGAUAUCCGCGCUGUGGGAGGACCCCAAAACAGGAGAGCUGAUGAUGAGUCUUUUCUGGUACUACCGACCUGAGCACACACAGGGAGGCCGAGAUCCCAGCACCCACUGUGAGAAUGAGAUUUUCGCCUCUCGGCAUCAGGAUGAAAAUAGUGUGGCCUGCAUAGAAGACAGAUGCUAUGUUCUCCCACUAGCCCAGUACUGUAGAUAUUGUGCCUUGGUGAAGCGGCGUGCCGAAAACGCCCCACCUGGCAGCGCCAGCAUGGUGCCCUGCCGACCCGACUUCGCCCCCCCCUCCCACCGCUGUGUGCCCACAGACGUCGACCCCGAGCUGGUGUAUCUCUGCCGGCACGUCUACGACUUCCGCUUCGGACGCAUCCUGAAGAACCUGCAGUAGAGGGUAGAAGGGUGGUGGCACCCAUGAAUUAAUCAUAACACAGCCCCCCACCACUCCUGCACAGAGGCGGCGGGGUGCUGAAGGACUGAACACCCCUGUCUUUUCUGCUGGGGGCGCUCAAGAUCAGGGAGGGGGGAUUGGGUGGGGCUGGUGUGUGGAGAGGGACAGAUGAAGCAAAAAGUGUUUGACACAUUAAGAAGCACAGAUCCCUUUAGUCGACUACAGAGGGGUUACAAUGUGAUAGGUGAAUUUUAUUUCCUGCUUUGGAAGAGCGAGGAAGGGAGAAUUCAUUCAUCAGCUUGGAUUUUUCAGCUUCCACGACACUCUGAGGUGACGUGGAGGCUUGUGUGCACCCCCCCCACCCCCUUCCUCCCCUCGCCUGCCAGGAAUGCUGAACACCAGGCUGAACUGGGCUACUGUCAGGACCGCGUUUCCCCCAAAGCAUCUUAGCACAACAAUCAUGUUUGUUCCAUUUGUAAGCCAAUGGCUCAGGAAUGGUCCGGAGCUAAGGUGCUUCCGGGGAACACAAGCGCUGCACUGUCAGCUCAAUGUUAACGGUGUUCAACCAGCCGGGGUGAAGGAGCAGCUAAUGGAGAGUGUCGUCUUAUUUCUCCUGAUUUGAGUUUGUCUCAGUUGUGUGUGUGUGUGUGUGUGUGUGCGUGUGUUUCCGUGUGUGUGAGAGAGAGAAUGGGAGAGCGAGUGUUGUCAGUGUGGAUAAAUGGAUAAAUGUGGGUAUGUGUGAUGGUUUUUUAGGAGGCUUUCAGGCAAUCAAACCAAACAAGCAGCUUUAGAGGAAGCGGAGCUCUCUUUGCCCGUCCUCUCUCCUGUGUGCCACAGCGCACUGACACUGACAGAAACAUUUUCAUCUCGAGUGAUGCUCUGCGCAAACUAAAAUACUGUACCUGAAGGGGGUUUGUGAGAGAUUUUUCCUUACCAAACUCCACUCUAGAACAGGGCUUUUUAAAGCUUUGGUCAGAUUUUAUUGAUGUAUUUCACUGAUCUUAUUAGUGAAAAGACACAUUGUCAAACUAACCUUCAUCUCCACAACAGUCCUGGCUUGAAGAAGCCUUGUUCUAGAGAGGCUCUUCUGACGGUCCAGCGGAGAGAGCCCUUACUGGGGAGUUGAGACGCUCCUGAGCCCUGUAGGCUUAUCAAGACGAGGGACAUCCAUCAUUGUUUUUUUAUUGUUUUCCUCAUUUUUUUAGCGGUUCCCUGUGACUUGCCUUAUGACUUGCAGGUAGAGCUUUAGGCAGAGAGUGUCACCUCAAACAGCUACACAGUGAUAGAACAGGUGUGCUGUAAUCUUAAGAAAAAAACCUACUGACAGCUAUGACAUGAUCACUGGACAAUACACCAGUUAAGGGCUGCAACUAAUGAGUAUUUUCAUAACUGUUUAGCCAUUUUUCAUCAGAUCAUUGAAUGCACAAAAGCAAGGUUAGUGAUGUUUCAAAGUGGCAUAGGAUCAUGGGAGUUUCUGUCUUAACCACCAUUUCUGUCAUCAGCAGUUAGGGUUCAUUAGUGGUAAUCAUUCAGGAAGUUCUUACCAGGAACCUCCUCCUCUCCAAAACAAACAUACCAGCUGAUUUUAACCGGUAAAACACUGAAAAAAUCUGUUUUACAUUUAAAAAUCAGUGCUUCUCCAAUGUUGUUCAGCAGACGGCUGCUGCUCAGUUUGCUCAGCUUGUGGCUAAAAUCCCUCAUCUUUCAAUAUAUAGUUAUAACUACCGAAAUCCAAAUAUGUAUCUUAAAAUGAUGAUUUGAAAUUAGAUAAAAAGUCAAUUUUUGAUGUUCUGGCUGAAAUAUGAUGUCACUCACCUUGAUUAAAAUGACAAAAUGGGAUAAUGACCAUACACUAGUCAACCAAAUAAAAUACGUAGGUCUAGUCAUUUUAACACAUUGUAUGCAGAAAUGUUCCAGAAAUUGCUGAUGUAUUACAUGAAUUAUUUAGUUAUUGUUAUUGUUACCUUUAGGUGCUGCUGAAUAGUGAAUCUGUGCUGUAUAAUUUCCCACAGCCAGAGGUGACACUUUUAAUUAUGUUGUUUUGUUUAACCAACAGACCUACACCCAAAGAAAUGCAUCAAAUCCUCACAUUUCACAAGCUGCGACUGGGUCAUGUUUGGCAUUUUUGCUUAAGAAAUGACUAAAAUGUUCAUCCAGUUAUCAUAAAAGUUGCAGAAUAAUUUCCAGUUGAUCUUCUAAUCAGUGAAUCUACUCAUUGUUGCAGCUCUAAAGUGGUUAGAAACACAGUACACUACUCAUUCAUCAUGUCAUCCAUCUGCUGUGCACGAGUGGCUGGUGUUGUCACAGAAAUGCCUAUUCUACCCGUUCUAUUUCUACAUCCACACCCGUUCUUUUCCUCCCCUCCCCCUCCUCCCCCUGAAGAUAAACCAAAGGAUGUCACACAAGCCAGAGUCCCCGUCUCCUCCCUCGCACUUCUCCUCCUCCUCGUCAGCACUUCUGUCCUCGUUCCCUUUAUUAUAUUGCACUAAUCCAUUCCUUAAUUACAACAAACACAUUCAACUUUCUUUUCUUUUUUGUUCCAGCUACUAAUAUCUUACCGGGGGGAACAUACUGUGUAUCAUUUAUGUGCAUGUGUGCGUGUUUGGUAGAGAAGGAAACCGUACGGAUGUCAUGGCUGCUUUUUCUCAGUGCAAACUGUAUAUUUCUUCACCAGUAGAGGAGUCGGCCAGCGUGUUGUUACCUGAUGCACAACCUGUUGAAUCCCAUGGAAGAUAUACAGUAUAUAUAUAUUACUAGAGUCAUUCCAUUUGAUUUCUCAAACAGCUGACAUACUUAUAUAAAUAUACAGUAUAUAUAUGU